Molecule: messenger RNA, 818 nt
Organism: Lycium ferocissimum
Lineage: Eukaryota; Viridiplantae; Streptophyta; Magnoliopsida; Solanales; Solanaceae
Product: small ribosomal subunit protein bS21c-like
Exons: 2
Coding region: 70-600 (176 amino acids)
Biological process (GO): translation
Cellular component (GO): ribosome
Molecular function (GO): structural constituent of ribosome
Source: RefSeq, a predicted model, not a curated record
AAUAAAACAGGAUUGUCACUUUAUCCAAAAGGAUACAGUUGCUCCACAGUGCCACAAUCCAAUUCCUCAAUGGCUAUCUCAUCCAUAGCCAAUCUCUUCUCCUUCUUCACCCCUUCCAAACCCCCACCCCCUAAAGCACCCACUCUACAAUUCCCUGAUUCACUCUCUUCUUCAAAACCGAACAACAAUGAUUCUUCUUUAUCCAUAGACAAUCACAAGCCAAUAUUACCACUAUCUUCUUGUGAUUCUGAUGUUACUGCCGUAGUUUGCCCUUCACUUGCUUAUGCGAAUACUCUUUAUUAUAAGUCGGCUUAUAAUGUUCAGGUGAUUGUGGGUGAUAAUGAACCUGAAGAGAAGCUUAUUGGAAGGUUUCGUAGAGAGGUAAUGAGAGCUGGGGUUAUACAAGAAUGUAAACGGAGGAGAUAUUUUGAGAAUUCGCAAGAUGAGAAGAAGAGAAGGACACGUGAUGCUGCUCGCCGCAACCGUAAGAGACGUGGCCCACCAAGAAAUUUCUCAGAGGAUAAGCAAGAGACAACUAAGAACAAGAGGGAUGACGACGGGGAAGAUAACUGGGAACUUCCUGAGGGAGGUCUUCCCUAAUGAUUUUAUUGUAGUUUCUUUUUCCUUUUUCUGGUCCUUCUGUAGAAAUGUUGUUUAUUUUCCAUUUUGGAGAGAAGUCUUUUCAUGUAAUUUCCCAUGGUAAUCAAUUUCGUUGAUAUUUCCAACUGCAUUACCUGAUUCUUUGGUACUAUAUACUCGUGAAAAUGUAAUUGUUAAGCCUACUUCAAAGUGUACGAGUUUGUGCUUGCUGUUUCAUA